This is a messenger RNA of Cylicocyclus nassatus, 5113 nucleotides long. The record is from the annotation of a GenBank genome assembly. Lineage: Eukaryota; Metazoa; Nematoda; Chromadorea; Rhabditida; Strongylidae.
AUCUAAUCGUACUCUUAUCUCUUACUUGGCUUCAUAUGUUCCAAAGAAAUUUGAUCCUUACUGUGUUAAUAUUACAGCGAAAACGGAUCUAAUCCAUGUCCCAAGCUGGAAAUGCAACCAACAUCAGCACGGAUAAAGGGGAGCUGACAUUUUUUGAUCGUUUAGUAGAUGAAACUGCUGAGGAGAAUCUCGCAAGUAGUAGUGGUGUCCUCUCAAGCAUAUUUGGACGGUUUUGGCGUACGCCAGGGACUGCUGAAUCUAAUUCAACCGGAUCUGCAACAUUCUAUCUAGACGAAGCGACCACACAAGACGAGGAGGAAAAGGCUUCCAAUGGUCUCUCUAGUAAUAAUCCGUUAUCUUCAGGAGAUGAUAAAACCAAUAAUUCCGCUCCAAUAAAAGCGACAACGAAUGAGCAAUAUGAUGGAGGAAGAACUUCUCCUGGAGCCAUUAGUUUCAAUAGCCAGGACAGUGAGAGAUUGCCACGGAAAUUUUCUGACAAGCUGACAUACAUGUUCAAGGGAAAUAAGCCUGGACUGCGGGAUUACAACAGGAGCAACUUUCGGCAAUAUUGGAUGCCGGAUUCCACAGGAAAAGAAUGCUAUCAGUGCGAAGAGAGAUUCUCAACAUUCAGGAGAAGACAUCACUGUCGACUCUGCGGCCAGAUAUUUUGCGCAAAAUGCUGCAACAUCCAUGUUCCCGGCUCACCAUUAGGUUACAUCGGUGAUCUUCGCCUGUGCCAUUAUUGCGCUAAAAUGAUGGCGCAGUACUUACCCGAAGAGGAGUGCGUAGAAACUGAAGACGCUGAUGGUUGCCCACUUAGUGACGAGCAGCCGAGUCAGAGCAAUAGUUCACCAGGAAAUUCUGGAAGACCUGUCUCAACCGUAUCAUCCGGUCCUAUGAUGUGGUCUCGUCCAUCUGACAUAGGAUCCACAAAUCGUGCAGAUAGGGAUAAUUCUUUCGCUCCACCCUCUGUGUCCACGAAGCCGCCACCGUCUCUUCUUUGUGCCAAUGAGCUAUAUCUCCAACAUGAGCAGAGAUCCAGCUCGAAGGAAGACAUCACAAAAGGCUUGAAAGAUGAAGACGAAUCCGGUCCAGAUUGGUUUCGUAAUAUGGAUCCCGAUACCGGCUUAUCGAGUAGUGACCACAGACUAAGUGACAAAGAUAUUCAAGCAAUGAAAAAUCACUUCGAUCCUUUGCCAAUCGCUAUCGAAGGAAUAAAGACCGAUCAACCUGAUGAAAAAAAGCAGCUUUCUGUAAGAUCUUCUCUGCCUAUCUCACCAACCAAGUCUCAGUAUGAUGAGGAUAUAGAUAGAGCAUUCGAUGCUCGAGUUGAGCACAUGUUAACUUAUCUAUGCAGCAGAGAGAGAUUGCGAGAUCUUCGGUGGAAAGCUAUCAUCUUGAACCUGGCGAAAGAGAUUGCGUAUACCGUCAAAGUUGAUGUGGCGAAGAGGAAAGAUCAAAUGAAUGUUCUGAAUUAUGUGCAUGUGAAGAAACUCUACGUCGAAGACGAUGAACCCAAAGCUGAGCUGAUUUGGGGUGUUGUCUGCAGUAAAAGUGUACUACAUGAGUCUAUGGCCGAGCCACUUCGUGAUGCAUCAGUAAUGAUUGUAGCUGGUUCGAUUGAAUAUGAAAGAGUCCCUGGACGUUUAUCCACUCUUGAGCCAAUACUGUGUCAGGAGGGCGAAUUCCUUGCAAAGCAGGUUGGGCGAAUAAUGUCGCGACGACCAUCUGUACUACUUGUCGAAGGAAACGUUUCGAGAUUAGCAUCAAACCUUCUGCGCGAUGAAGGUGUUCGGGUAGUUGUGAACGUUAGCGCUCGUGUACUUCAUCGUGUGGCUCGAUCCACUGGAGCCGAUAUCUUGCCAAGUUCCGACGCGCAGUUGAUUCAGCAAAACAUUGGUUUCUGCCCUUAUUUCACACAAAGAUCUGUCGAGUUGAAGGAUGGGCAUACGAAAUUACUUAUCAUUCUUGACGAAUGUCCGCCGGAUAGGGGUUGUAGUGUAUUGAUCAAAGGAUCAAACGCUCGUGAACUGAAAGCAGUGAAACGAAUUCUUCUGUUUCUUACUUCACUGCUGUAUUCCUCUCGCCUCGAGAGAGUGUUUCUCAACAUGUUCAAUGUACGGCUUGCUUACCAGAUCUCUAAUUGCGAGAUUUGCGAAGCACGUCGGGAAAUCAUCGACCAUGAUGGCGAGAAGUCAGACUUCGAGGUGGCCUUAGCCAACCCUGUUCUCAGUGCUUCUCCAUUCAUCGACCACGAGCCUCCUUACCUGAAAUCCGUCAAGGGAAAAAACUGUUCUUUACUGCCGUACUUCAAUGUUCCGGUUUAUCAGUUCUUCAAUGAUGAAGAUUUUGACGCUCGUUUGAAUGAUGAGGACAACGACACUCAGCAGUUUCUCGAUCACCAAAGCGCGGUACCAGUUCCUGAUGACCCUCGGCAUUACUACAGCAAGAAUGGUGCACGCGAUGCCAAUGAUAAAGAUGAUCUUGCCGCAUUUCGUGCUCUCGGAGGGAAAGUUCUCAGGAAGAGACUGCAAAUGAGGAAGCCCAAGGAGCCAGCGCCAACAGUUAGUAAAGAACGUCAGCAUACUCGUCGACAUGAUAUGCUUGAUCCAUAUGUGCAUCAGCGGAUAGCCGUACUUUUUGGUUCGUUCUCGCCGAAAUCUCCAAAUGCGCCCUAUUUUUGUGUCCGACCAUGGGUAGUCAAUAUGGAAUUCUAUGGGCCACAUGAUAUGACGCUUGGAGAGUUUCUCACGAAAUACUGUUUCAACAAGGCAUAUGAAUGUCCUUCGGCAAACUGUGAGGUCCAAAUGCUAGAUCAUUCUAGGAAACUUGUGUAUGGACGAGUCUGCGUUGAGGUUACUACGCAGAUGGUUGUAAGUGGAUCUGAGGAAUCUACCAUUGGGGCAGCUUCACCCGGUCAGAUUUACUCAUGGAAUUACUGCAACAGCUGCAAGACAUCCUCUUCAGUAAUCCCAAUGAGCGCCUCUGUUUGGCACUUAUCUUUUGGUAAAUUCCUGGACUACAUCGCUUACUCAGCGUUUUCGAAGGGAGCUGACAACCCCGUUUCUAAGCAGCCAUGCAGUCACUGCUUCUUCCAUGAGCAUACCCAUUUCUACUCUCUUGGGAACUACGUAGCCUCUUUCAAAGUCACUCCAGUCCGUCCUUAUAGUGUGGAGUUUUCUCCAGUUCAGUGCCGCAUAGUUCCUAACCAGUACACAAAGCAGGCUCUCCUAGAUGGGGUUACCAGAAUGGCUGCUCUGGCUGAUGAUAUCAUACGCACAGCGGAGGAUCGACUUGGUCUUUUCACCAAGCAUGAACACUACAGUCAAUAUGCAGGGACGUUUCACACAGUUCUGCGACAAGUGGUAGACAAGUGCACGGCUUUGGUUGGGGAAAAACGUAAAUACGCGGACGAGUUGAAAACUGUAGAUCGAAACAUAAUUGCUUCAAAUGACAUCUACGCCGUCAAAGCUAAUGAGGCUCUGAUGUAUAUACGUGAGGCCAUUUAUCAACUUAUAACCACCUGGAACGAUCAGAGUACGGUACUUGCGGCGACUGUGCGUGCUGUCAAAAAGACCGUGGAAGAUGGCAACACUGUUUCGGAGACAACUGACAUCGGCUUAGAGAAAAUUGAUGAUCCGUUUCCCUCAUAUCUCCACCUUGGACUGAAACUUCAACCACGAGCAGGUGUUGUAGUUAGGGACAUCAUGGAUUCUAGAGGUAAUUACAAGCCCGAUAUCGGUAGCAUCAUAGCUUAUGCACUUUCUGCCGCUGAUUACGAGGAAAAUCUUCGAAAGCAAAGAGAAGUAGCGAAAGGUGAACAACCGCCACUUAACCUCAACUCAACAAGUGCUGCCACUGACGAGCAGGCUUUGGCGGCAGAACACAUUGAAGUCGAAUUCCAAGACAGCCAAGCUUCAUACUAUGUCAAGGCGUACUAUGCUGCACGAUUUCGACUGCUUCGUAAGCUGCUCUUUGUUGAAGGUGAAGAGGCAUUUAUAAGGUCAUUGUCUCAAAGCACAUUUUGGACUCCUCAAGGUGGAAAAUCUGGAUCGUUCUUCUAUCGAACCCAGGAUGAUCGUUUUGUGGUGAAGCAAAUGUCUCGAUUCGAGAUUCAAUCAUUUGUAGAAUUUGCACCUCAUUAUUUUGAUUAUGUGAAGACAGCUGUAGUGGAAAAUAAACUAACAACGCUAUGUAAGGUCUAUGGAGUAUUUCGGGUUGGUUACAAGAGCAAGACUACCCAGUUGAAAGUGGAUAUCCUUGUAAUGGAGUAUUUAUUCUAUAAACAUAAUGUUAAUCAAGUCUGGGACCUAAAAGGAUCUCUAAGAAAUCGGAUGGCUGCCACAGCAAAGAGUACAUCGGAUCUCGUCUUGCUCGAUGAAAAUCUCAUGAAGGAUCUUUGGAAUAAACAGCUGUACAUAUAUCCUCACGCUAAAGCUGCUUUGAAUCAAGCGAUUAGUAAUGACAGCCACUUUCUCAGUUCUCAGCACGUUAUGGAUUAUUCUUUGCUAGUGGGUGUUGAUGAGACCAAUGGAGAGCUUAUAUUAGGAAUAGUUGAUUACAUGAGAACUUACACCCUCGACAAGAAACUCGAAUCAUGGGUGAAAAUCGUUGCUAUACCCGGAGCACAUCUGCCAACGAUUCUCAGUCCAGAGUUGUAUUGUACGAGAUUCUCUGAAGCAAUGGACACUUAUUUCCCGGUGGUCCCGGAUCAGUGGACUGGUCUUGGUUCAGCGGUAUCAUAUUGAACGUAUAUUGCACUAUAGGUACUGAAUAUUCUAUUUCUCAAUUUCUUAACUCAUAAUUUACUCGCUUCUCCACAUCGCACCUCAAAAACUGGACGAAGUAUGUGACAGAAUUCCCUUUUCGCUAACUCCUCAGUUUGUGUUCUUUACAUAACUUCUUCAACUUAGAGUAAUGGAUUUUCGUAUAUAGUUGAUUAUUUCGUAGAAUUAUGCAGGAUAUCGAUUCUCUUCAACGAGUAUAUGCUGUGAUUCAAUGUGAUGGGCUAAUAUGUUGUGCACGAUUGCCUUAAUUAAGCGAAAUUUUUCAUCUUGUAUAGUUCAACUCCCACGUAAUUAUUUAUCACAUAUACACAUCAGUAAAUCCAAUU